Messenger RNA from Entamoeba dispar SAW760, 600 nucleotides. RefSeq names its product GTP-binding protein ypt2, putative. The record is from RefSeq and is a predicted model, not a curated record. Bases 1 to 600 code for a protein of 199 amino acids. Gene Ontology annotation, molecular function: GTPase activity; GTP binding. NCBI's taxonomy places the organism in Eukaryota, Evosea, Mastigamoebida, Endamoebidae. The transcript is spliced from 2 exons.
AUGACUGAGAAAAAGGAUUGGGAUUAUUUGUUAAAAUUUCUUAUUAUCGGAGAUACUGCUGUUGGUAAAACAGCAAUGCUUUUGAGAUAUACUGAUAACACAUUUACAGAUGCAUUUAUUGCAACUAUCGGUGUUGAUUUUAAAGUUAAAAAAUUGGAAGUAAAUGGAAAACGAUUAAAAAUUCAAGUCGUUUCUGGGCAAGAAAAAUUUCAUACAAUCACUCAAUCAUAUUAUCGAGGAUCUCAUGCUGUCAUUGUUGUUUAUGAUUGUACUGAUAAAAAGACAUUUGAAAGUACAAAAAAUUGGUUAGCUGAAACUGAAGCUGAAAUUGCUGGAAAUGCAGUUAGAUUAUUAGUAGGUAAUAAAUGUGAUAUGCCAAAACAAGUUAGUACUGAAGAAGGUCAAUCAUUUGCAAAUUGUCAACACGUUCAUUUUAUGGAAGUUAGUGCUAAAACAAAUACUAACAUUGCUGAAGCUUUUAACUAUUUAAUUAAUGAAGUUGUUAAAAAGUUAGAAGGAAGUUCAAAACAAUCUUCUGGUAAAGCUAAUGUUAAUAUCAAAGAAAGUAAGAAAACAAAAUCAAAGUGCUUCUUAUUUUGA